Messenger RNA from Rhinichthys klamathensis goyatoka, 1021 nucleotides. RefSeq names its product transcription factor 23 (gene tcf23). The record is from RefSeq and is a predicted model, not a curated record. Gene Ontology annotation, molecular function: protein dimerization activity; DNA-binding transcription factor activity, RNA polymerase II-specific; RNA polymerase II transcription regulatory region sequence-specific DNA binding. The coding region runs from base 180 to 815 and encodes 211 amino acids. Lineage: Eukaryota; Metazoa; Chordata; Actinopteri; Cypriniformes; Leuciscidae. Gene Ontology annotation, biological process: regulation of transcription by RNA polymerase II; developmental process. The transcript is spliced from 3 exons.
UGCAAAAGGUCUCUCUGUUUUUCUCAAGACCCUCCGCUGCUGCCGACCUGCCUGGGGACACCAUGCAACUCUCCUGAGUCUGCUCCCUUGGCAGUGAGCACCCGUGGGAGGCAGGGCGAGAGAUAACGUACCGCUUGAAGAUCCCCACAUUACCUCACCAGAUAAGGCAGAGGGAGGGGAUGGAGCCGAGCGCAGUGGACAUUGGGCCUUUGGGUGGAAGAGCCCCUUCACGCAGCUCGAGGGAGACACUAAAGUGCUGUCAUUUAGAGACCGGUUCGGUGGCCUCGCCGCUGGUUCCCAUGGCUGAGCGAGCGGUACGAGAGGAUGUGGCACAGGAGCGGGGAGAGAUGGGAGGAAAGAGUGUGAGGACGCACAGAUGGACACAACCAUGCGUAAAACAGGCAACGCAUCGAGAGCCAAAGAAGUGGGCAAAGUCUGGGCCGACAACUCCAUCCAGGGCAUAUAAGAGCCAGAACUCUCCUGAGAAUGCAGCGAGAGAGAGGAGUCGUGUUCGAAACCUCAGACAAGCCUUCCACAGCCUGCAGGCGGCUUUACCCUCCGUCCCUCCCGACACAAAACUCUCCAAGCUGGACGUGCUGGUCCUGGCCACCAACUACAUCGCCCACUUGACCGAAACCCUGGACCAGGAUGGGAUGUUGGGGGACCAUCCCAUCCUGCAGAGAGCAGAGUACCUGCAUCCUGUGAAGAAAUGGCCCAUGCGUUCACUUCUCUACUGUGGGAACAUAGGAGAGCGACUAGCGGGAGCUCAGAUCAGUCAGGAGGGAUCUUGCCCACCUAAGGUGAAAGCAGACUAAUGGACUGAAAUACUGAGAAUUGUUGGACAGUUCCAUUUUUUUGUGAAUGGAAAAUAUAGAUUUGAGCACAAUUUUUUAAGUACGAUCUCUUUUAUCAGUUAUGUUUCCACAUUAUUUACCUUUUAUUUUGAUAAAUCACUAUAUAAUUGUUUACCCCACAUAUAUACUGUAUAGUCAGUUGUUCACUUGUCCCAGUCUUCCAUAGU